Molecule: messenger RNA, 1288 nt
Organism: Halichondria panicea
Lineage: Eukaryota; Metazoa; Porifera; Demospongiae; Suberitida; Halichondriidae
Exons: 1
Coding region: 45-1226 (393 amino acids)
Molecular function (GO): GTP binding
Source: RefSeq, a predicted model, not a curated record
UUUGGGCAUGAAAUCAUAAUAAUACUUUGUCACCAACUUUAACAAUGGCCACACAGAAUGAUCCUUUUGUAGAGCAACAGGCCACCGAUUCUUUUUAUGCAGUGUCUGACGAUACUCAUAGGGUAGAUUCUGAUGAAUCAGAUGCUCUUAGACUUAGUGUAGAUUUAGAUGAUGAAACAACUCGUAUCCCUAGCCCUGCCGCUAGCCAACAGGAAGACAGCUCCAAAACGAGAGCUCAAAAUGAAAUGGAGGACCCAGAACAGUUGAUGAAAGAAUACGAAAAUGCAAAAUCGGUCAGAAUUCUUGUGACUGGAAAGACUGGCUCUGGAAAAUCUACUCUUAUUAAUGGGAUUCUCGGUGUUUCUCUAACAGAGGAGAGGAAAGCUAAAGUAGGGAACAGAAUCAGCGAAGCCUGUACAACAGAAGUCGCAGCAUAUCACGUCAGAAAGGAGAACGUUGAUAUCACGAUUUGGGAUAGCCCUGGUCUACAAGAUGGCACUGGUAAUAUGCUGUAUCUGCAACAAAUAAAGGAGAAGUGUCAGAAGAGAGAUUUAACCCUGUACUGUAUUGAUGUACGUCAGACAAGAUUCCUUGAUGGAGAUGAUAACCCGGAUGUUGUUGCAAUGAAGAAUUUUACGAGAGAGUUUGGCUCUCAGUUUUGGAACAACACCGUCAUUGUUCUGACAUUUUUCAACUACGUUGCCGAUGAUGUUAAUAUCAAAUAUUUAAAAACAGGAGAAGAAAAAACCGAAGCAGUUGAGGCUAAGUUGCUGGAGUGGAAAAACCAAAUAGUGCACAUUUUAACCCAUGAUGUAGAGAUUGACCAACAAGUUGCUGAGAAGAUACCCAUUUUUCCGGCUGGGUACUAUCGUGAACCAGAUCUUCCAGUCUGUGACUAUUGGUUAUCAAACCUCUGGUUGCAUUGCCUCACUGCUAUCUCUUCUCAGGAAGGCCAGUUUGCAUUACUCAAAACAUGUGCAGAUCGCUUGAGAACAAAUGAUGACGUAGGACAAGAUGAUUUUGAGAAUCCUAUAGAGCAGCAGCCAAUUGUAUUAGAAAAGAAGCGCUUCGGAAGAAAUGGACUGGUUGGAUAUGUGAUCGGUAUUGCUGGAAAACCUGUUGUAAUUGGCGUGGCUACUGGAACGGUGAUUGGAGUCCUCCUAGCAUUUGGGCGACAGAAAAUGUCAGAACGAGUAGUAACCGAAUUAGUAAAGCUAGUUGUCUGAGCGAUAAAAUGUACUGUCUAUCAAUUAUAAUACGUAUAUAGAUCUAUCACUGUUUUAUUGAA